This is a messenger RNA of Acanthosepion pharaonis, 1299 nucleotides long. NCBI's taxonomy places the organism in Eukaryota, Metazoa, Mollusca, Cephalopoda, Sepiida, Sepiidae. The record is from the annotation of a GenBank genome assembly.
AUGGCAAGUUCGAAUGGCAGUAAUCGCCAUACAAAUAACUCCACUACACCAAGGCAGUUCCCCUCAUCACCAACCGGUGCCCACUCCCCUGGAAGCAGCCCUGCUUGUUGUUGGUCAGAAUUCUGCGAGCAACGUGCCCAGGCUACUGCCGACCAUUUUUUCCAAGACUUUCUGGAGUACCUGGCAGCCACCAGCGCCAUAGCUACGAGCAACCCGGCCAGUACUGCGGCCCCUUCUUCUUCUGUCGCUGCGGCCGCCGCUUCCGCAACAUCUCGAGUUUUGCCUUCCUCUAGUGGAGGGCUAUCCUCGUCCUACACGGGCCCUACUUCCAGCAUCGGGGGCCAUGCCGUGGCCCCUACGGGAAGCAGUAACAGCAGUAGCAACACUUUCUUCUCGUCGACGUCGUCCCUGGCCUCUGGGGGUCAUGGACAACAGCCGGCCAGCCAUGCCCAUCAGUACCAGCACCACCAACAGCAAUUUCCCCAAAACGGUUGGAUCGUGUUGGGGGACACCAUCGUGCACUGUCCGAGGAACCCCAUGGAUUUUGCCAUGAGGUUUGUUGAACACUUCUUGGAACACUUUGAAGAAAGGGUGCGACAUCUAUCGUUCACAGAUGACCCUUCGUUCCACAGUGUUAAUAGCAAGCUAUUAACGCCGGAUUCGAUUGGUAUUUUUGACCCUCUGCCACAGAACUCCCGUCCACAGUCCUUGACUGAGCAAAAUGGCAGUCACCGAGGAGAUGACCAUGGUGACUAUGCUGACCAAGAAAACGCCGUUGCAGCUGGGGGCGGCAACAGCAGCAGCAGCAGCAGUACCACGGCUAUCUCCAGCUCUGGUCAACUGAGUCCAACUGAGAAGCGGCGCAAGAGCUUCUUCCGACGGUUCUCUUUGCGUGGUAUCCGCAGGCACAGCUUUUUCAAGAGCAGCUCAAAUGAUACAAAUGGGAGCGCUGAGAAUCGAAAGUCAUGGAAAGGAAACAAGGGAGAGAAGCAAGACAGUAAAGGAAAGCUGGACAAGGUUGAGGAACAGUACGGGCAUGACAAUGUCACCAAGGAAGAGAUUGUCAAUGUCCUGUCGGGAGAGGACUCAAAGGGCAAGUCGAAAUGGGAACGAACAAACAAGGAAACAGCUAACCUUUCUUUCUCCUUCCCAUUAUCUAUUCACUUCUUCUUUCCCUCUCAUUUUCACUCUCUUAAAUUCUAUCAUCUCUCUUCUCUCAUUUGCUUUCUUCUUUUCCUUUCUCUCUUUUUUCAUGAUUUUUUUUUUAAUAUCUAUUGUCUUUUUACCUUCUCUCUUUAA